AUGGUCUUCAAACUCGCAGUUACUACUGUUGCUCUCGCUGCCAUCGCCGGUGCUGCCAACUUCAGGCGCGUUACGUGCCCUGACGGCAACAUUGCCAGCGAUGAGGCUUGCUGUGCGUUCUUCGCACUUCGCGAUGACCUCCAGCAGAACCUCUUCGAUGGCGAGUGUGGCGAAGAUGUACAUGAGUCCUUGCGUCUCACUUUCCACGACGCAAUUGGAUUCUCGCUGUCUGGAGCCCUCAAGGGCACCGGAGCGGACGGUUCCAUGAUUAUUUUCAAGGACAUUGAACCAAACUUCGCCGCCAAUGACGGAAUUGACGACUCCGUCAACGCACUUUCGCCCUUCCUCACUCGCCACAACGUAACUGCAGGCGACCUUAUCCAAUUUGCGGGUGCCGUUGGAACGACGAACUGCCCUGGUGCACCUCGCCUGCAAUUCCUCGCCGGACGUCCGAAUGCAACUUUCCCAGCUGAUGAUAACACCGUUCCUCUGCCCCAGAGCGAUGUGACGACUAUCCUUUCCCGCAUGGAGGAUGCCGGUUUCUCUCCUGCUGAACUCAUCCACUUGCUCGCGUCGCACACAAUCGCGCGUUCCGACACGCUUGUUCCUGGUCACGAGGCCGUUCCAUUCGACUCCACACCAUUCACCUUCGACACUCAGGUCUUCGUUGAAGUCUUGCUCAAGGGAGUUGGUAUUCCUUUCGGCGUUAACAACACUGAUGGAGCCGAAGUCGACUCUCCCAUCCCACAAUCCGGAGAGAUGCGUCUCCAGUCCGACUUUGCGCUCGCUCGUGACCAGCGAACGGCUUGCGAGUGGCAGAGCAUGGUCAACAAUCAACAACUCAUGAUGUCCAACUUCCAAAGCGCCAUGGCCAAACUAGCAGUUGUUGGCCAAGACGUCAGCCAGCUCGUUGACUGCUCCGAAGUCGUACCCGAAGCGACGCCCCCCCUCGGCAAGCCCGCAACUUUCCCGGCUGGUACAACCCAAAACGACGUAGAACAAGCCUGCCAGGCCACACCAUUCCCAACCCUCUCCACAGACGCCGGCCCUGCAUCCUUGAUCCCAGCUUGCCCAGAUGGCGACACGGACCUCGACGACUGCCCGUCUUAA
This is a messenger RNA of Fomitiporia mediterranea MF3/22, 1110 nucleotides long. RefSeq names its product manganese peroxidase 2 (gene FmMnP6l). The record is from RefSeq and is a predicted model, not a curated record. Gene Ontology annotation, biological process: hydrogen peroxide catabolic process; response to reactive oxygen species; cellular response to oxidative stress. Gene Ontology annotation, molecular function: heme binding; peroxidase activity. The transcript has 6 exons. Bases 1 to 1110 code for a protein of 369 amino acids. Lineage: Eukaryota; Fungi; Basidiomycota; Agaricomycetes; Hymenochaetales; Hymenochaetaceae.